Molecule: messenger RNA, 1073 nt
Organism: Suillus bovinus
Lineage: Eukaryota; Fungi; Basidiomycota; Agaricomycetes; Boletales; Suillaceae
Exons: 2
Coding region: 140-967 (275 amino acids)
Source: RefSeq, a predicted model, not a curated record
ACUUUCUAGCCGUCACAUUCAAUAGCCACGCGCAUCAAGCCAUUCCCAGCCUACACUGCCUACACUGCGUCCCUAGCGCUCUUUUUUCAUUGCACAAGUCACAGCAUUCUCCUCGCCUCAUUCCCCAUUCAACCAUCCAAUGUCCGUUCGCUCCUUCACAGUCUUCCAGGACACUCCAACCGAGAUUCAGAAGAUCACUCAUGUUAGCGAUAAAAAUCUCGUGACGUCAACAGCUGCGGAUGCCGCUGCCACAUUACUAUCAACCCUUGCCGCUAUCGAGAAGGAGAACCUUCAUCCGCUUACAGGUCAACGCGCUACUCAAUCCACCACAAAUCCGUCCAAGAAGCGCAAGACAGCAGUUUUAGUCACAAAAGUGGUCGCUCCUCUGCCGUCUUCCAAGAAGCAGAAAGAACUCAAGUCGGAAUCAAAGAAAUUGCGCAAAUCAGCCACUGGUAAUGGAAACAAAAGUGAUGGCUGUAAAAAAGUUCCUAGAGGAUCACGCCCUGUACGCAAGGCUUCCCCUUUGCCAAGAGUCGAUGAGGAACAGGAAAUUUCAACCGCAACUCCAAGUCAGCGAGAUCCCACUCGUCUUAUCAUUUCCCAGGCCAAGAUAGACUCAAAGUGCUACGAGCUUACCGUAUCACCCUUGGCAGACGUCUCUGAAGCGUAUGAUACCGCAACAGAAACUUCGGAUCAAGAGUCUGUGUUUGACAAAAAACAGUCUGUCGAACCUGAGCUUCACGAUUAUUUCUCUUCCACAACAUCGCACGCCUCGUUAUCAUCUGAGCAAGCGGAGGCUAUUCCUCUUGCUUCAAGGGCCGCUUCCGAUACUGGAUUAUCCACUCCAAAGCGCAAACAAAUGUACUCGGCAUUUACCUUUUCAUCUCCGUCGCCUUCAUCGAAACGUUUUAAAGAAGCUUGGUCAUCCCCCAACAACAAGACCAACGCCUCCCAUUCAGAAUCAUAAUAUAUGUCAUAUAUACCCGUCGUGAGCCCUUUGAGCCACCACUUUAUUGACACUUGCACACGUACAAUUUACUAUCACAUCUUACCCCCCAUCUAUCUUCACAUUC